This is a messenger RNA of Mugil cephalus (flathead mullet), 3606 nucleotides long. RefSeq names its product nardilysin-like. The record is from RefSeq and is a predicted model, not a curated record. Bases 107 to 3361 code for a protein of 1084 amino acids. Gene Ontology annotation, molecular function: metalloendopeptidase activity; metal ion binding. The transcript has 31 exons. NCBI's taxonomy places the organism in Eukaryota, Metazoa, Chordata, Actinopteri, Mugiliformes, Mugilidae. Gene Ontology annotation, biological process: proteolysis.
CCAAUCAGGAGGCCGCUCCGUCUGCUCUCAGCCAAUCAGAGCCUCGGAUGGGACGAGGCUUCACUUCCAGCCGCGUACAGCUAAAAACAAACUCAGUCCCGUCGACAUGCCUCAGACCAACAAGUCGGUGGGUGGAGGUGGUGUCCCAGGUCAGCCAUCCACCCCAGACCAGGGUGAGCCUCCGCCCUCUCCGGAGGCCCGGCCCCAGGUGGCUGCUGGAGAUGGAGGGGGGAAGGUAUCGGUGGAUGACCAGGGAGACUCAGACAUCGUUAAAUCCCCCAGUGACCCCAAGACGUACAGGUUCAUUGAGCUGAACAACGGCCUCCGAGCGCUGCUCAUCUCCGACUACAGCGGGACUGAUCGGAGCAGGGACCAGGAAAACCCAGAGGAGCAGGAGGAGGAGGAACAGGAAGAAGAGGAGGAGGAUUCAGGAGAGGGAUCAGAGGAGGACAAGGAGGAGGAAGAGGAGGAGGCACAGGACAGUGACUUUGAGGAGGAGGACGAGGAGGCUACAGCGAAGAAGAAGAGUUCAGAGAAACAGUCUGCAGCUGCUUUGUGUAUCGGUGUCGGUAGCUUCAGUGAUCCAGACGACCUUCCCGGCCUCGCACACUUCCUGGAGCACAUGGUGUUCAUGGGCAGUGAGAAAUACCCGGCGGAGAACGGCUUCGACGCCUUCCUGAAGAAACACGGUGGGAGCGACAACGCCUCCACCGACUGUGAGAGAACCAUCUUCCAGUUCGACGUCCAGAGGAAGUAUUUCAGAGAGGCGCUGGACAGGUGGGCUCAGUUCUUCAUCUGUCCUCUGAUGAUCGAGGACGCCAUCGACAGAGAGGUGGAGGCCGUGGACAGUGAGUAUCAGCUGGCAAGACCCUCGGACUCCCACCGGAAGGAGAUGCUGUUUGGGAGUCUGGCCAAAGACGGACACCCCAUGAGGAAGUUCUGCUGGGGAAACGCUCAAACAUUAAAACACGAGCCCAGAGAGAAGCAGAUCAACACGUAUCAGAGGCUCAGAGAUUUCUGGAGGAGAUAUUACUCAGCUCACUACAUGACACUGGCUGUUCAGUCCAGAGAGACUCUGGACACUCUGGAGCAGUGGGUCAGAGACAUCUUCACCAAGGUCCCCAACAAUGAUGAACCUCGACCAGAUUUCUCUCACCUCCAGCAGCCGUUUGACACACCAGCCUUCAAUAAACUCUACCGAGUCGUUCCUGUGAGAAAAGUUCACGCUCUGAACAUCAGCUGGGCCGUUCCUCCACAAGCAAAACACUACAGAGUGAAACCUCUUCAUUAUAUUUCCUGGUUGAUCGGACAUGAAGGAGCCGGCAGCAUCUUGUCUCUACUCAGGAAGAAGUGUUGGGCUCUGGCUCUUUUUGGUGGAAACAGUGAAACGGGCUUCGACCAGAACUCCACCUACUCCAUCUUCUCCAUCUCCAUCACCCUCACUGACCAGGGCUACCAGAACUUCUACCAGGUAGUUCACUUUGUGUUCCAGUACCUGAAGAUGCUGCAGACCCUGGGUCCUCAACAGAGGAUCUAUGAGGAAAUUCAGAAGAUUGAAGCCAAUGAGUUCCACUAUCAGGAGCAGAUGGAUCCAAUCGAGUUUGUGGAGAACAUCUGUGAGAACAUGCAGCUGUUCCCUAAACAGGACGUCCUGACUGGAGACCAGCUCAUGUUUGAGUACGAGCCUCAGGUGAUCGGUGCUCCUCUGGCCCUGCUGACCCCAGACAAAGCUAACCUGCUGCUGAUGUCUCCAGAGAACGAAGGGCUCUGUGGGCUCAGAGAGAAAUGGUUCGGGACCAGCUACAGCAGCGAAGAUAUCCCAGAGGAGUGGACUGAGCGUUGGAAGGGAGACUUCGACUUGAACCCUGACCUCCGCCUCCCUGCUGAGAACCAGUUUAUUGCGACAGACUUCUCCCUGAAACCGUCGGACAGUCCAGACUCUGAGUUUCCUGUCAGGAUCGUUAACGACGAGCGAGGAGGGCUGUGGUACAAGAAGGACAACAAGUUCAAGAUCCCCAAAGGCUACAUCCGCUUCAACCUGAUCUCCCCGAUGAUCCAGAAGAGUCCUGAGAAUCUGGUCCUCUUCGACCUCUUUGUGAACAUCCUGGCUCAUAACCUGGCCGAGCCGGCAUAUGAAGCCGAUGUGGCUCAGCUGGGGUACAAGCUGGUGGCUGGAGAGCAUGGCAUGGUGGUCCGGCUGAAGGGCUUCAACCACAAGUUACCGCUGCUGCUGAAGUUGAUCGUGGACCAGUUGUCAGACUUCGAAGCAGAGCCGGGCGUCUUCACCAUGUUCUCAGAGCAGCUCAAGAAAACCUACUUCAACAUCCUGAUCAGGCCGGACCGGCUGGGCAGAGAUGUCCGUCUGCUGGUCCUGGAGCCCUGCCGCUGGUCCCUGGUCCAGAAGUACCAGGUGAUCAGCAGAGGACUGAACGUAGACCAGCUCAUGAGCUUCAUCACUGGACUGAAGUCAGAGCUGUAUGUGGAGGGGCUGGUCCAGGGCAACUUCACCAGCACGGAGUCCAGGGAGUUUCUGCAGUAUUUCACUGAGACGCUGCAGUUCCAGCCUCUGCCUGUAGAGGCCCCCGUACUGUUCAGGGUGGUGGAGCUGCCCCAGAAACACCAUCUCUGUAAAGUCAGGUCCCUGAACAAAGGAGACGCCAACUCUGAGGUCACCGUCUACUACCAGUCGGGGCUGAAGCAGGUCAGGGAGCACGCUCUGAUGGAGCUGAUGGUGAUGCACAUGGAGGAACCCUGCUUCGACUUCCUCAGGACCAAGGAGACCCUGGGGUACCAGGUUUACCCGACCUGCAGGAACACUUCGGGGGUUCUGGGGUUCUCCGUCACCGUGGAAACGCAGGCCACCAAGUUCAGCUCUGAGUUUGUGGAGGAGAAGAUCGAGGAGUUCUUGGGGGUCUUCGGGGACUGUCUGGUGGCUCUGAGUGACGAUGCGUUCAGGAACCAGGUGACUUCGCUCAUUAAGCUGAAGGAGUGUGAGGACUCUCAUCUGGGAGAGGAGGUGGACCGGAACUGGUUUGAGGUCCUCACCCAGCAGUACGUCUUCAACCGGCUCAGCAAGGAGGUGGAGGCCUUGAAGCUGUUCUGUCAGGAGGAUCUGGUCCAGUGGUUCCUGGACCUCAGAACCAGGUCCAGGAAGCUCAGCGUCCACGUUGUUGGGUUUGGGGUGGAGGAGGGUGACCCUGCCCCCUCAGACCAGAGCCCCGCCCCCUCCUCCUCCUCCUAUGGGGAGGUGAGUCUGAGUUUCCUGCCGGCCUCGUCACUCCAGGACGUCACGAUCAUCUCUGACAUCAAAGCGUUCACCUCCACCCUCCCCCUCCACCCCUACCACAAAGUCCUCCACUAGGCCCCACCCACCACAGGGAUGGUAACCACGGCAACCACUCCGUCGUCAUCCUUCUCUUCAUCCUUUUCUUCUUCUCUUCUUAUUCUGUGUGAGUGGUUGUAAUAAUGCUGCGUUCAGGUCCUGCCGGGAAAACCCCUGAUGGAUUUAGAUGUAGCCAGCUGUGGAAUAAUGAUAAAUCCCAGGGGCAUUGAAUGCAGCGUUUAGACUCAGGGCUCUGUCAGAAAUAAACACGUGUAUGUUAAUUA